GUUUGCAACUAUGGUGGUGACAGCCCCAGUCAGAGUGCAAAGAGAAAAUGUGUUAAGCUUCCUAAAUGAUGCACUUGGCACAACUACUGAAAAGACCACACCUGCAAACACAACAGUGUAUCGGAAACCUCCAAAUAAACCAGAGAAAGAGCAAGAGUCCGAAGAUGUGUCAGAGGCAAAUUCUAUGGAGAGUUUUAACACCAAUGGAUUAACAGGACCUGAAGUAUCAGAUAAAAAUGGUGGUGAAAGCAAAGAUGCGAUCAAAGGCCCUGACAGUGAUGAGAUCAUGACUCCUGAAGUUGUGGAGAAAGAUAAGACACAGUCAAGGAGGAAAACCAAUGUGGGGCCGAAGGAUAUGAGCAGUAGGCUGGUUCAGGACCGGGGGAGCAGGGAGCACAGUGGACCACACAGGGAACAGCAAGCAAGCAGAGAGCUGACUGAUCUAAACAGUGAAGAAGGAGUGAUGGUGAAUGCUCAGGGGGCUGAAAAUGUGUCAGGAAAACAAGUUAUCCACUCGAGUAGAGACCAAAUGUCUGGCAGUCUACAAAGGAAGGGAACACCAGGAGGAGCUCAUGGGUUGAACGGUAUGCAGGUGCCAGGCAGGAGCAGAGAGCUGCUGGAUCAGGAUAGUUUGGAGGGAAACAAUGGCAGACCUGCUCCAGUGGGCAACAGAGGAGACACAGACUACGAUGAAACCAGAGAAUUUAUCAGCUCUGAAAGUUAUUUAAUAGCACCUCCAGAGCACAUGCCCAGGAGCCUCUCUGUCCCAGCAGAGAGCCGAGCCUCCUGA
This is a messenger RNA of Plectropomus leopardus (leopard coralgrouper), 790 nucleotides long. RefSeq lists its product as uncharacterized. NCBI's taxonomy places the organism in Eukaryota, Metazoa, Chordata, Actinopteri, Perciformes, Serranidae. The record is from RefSeq and is a predicted model, not a curated record.